Dufourea novaeangliae is the source of this 6338-nucleotide messenger RNA. RefSeq names its product unconventional myosin-Va (gene didum). The record is from RefSeq and is a predicted model, not a curated record. Gene Ontology annotation, biological process: vesicle transport along actin filament; actin filament organization. Gene Ontology annotation, molecular function: microfilament motor activity; ATP binding; actin filament binding. NCBI's taxonomy places the organism in Eukaryota, Metazoa, Arthropoda, Insecta, Hymenoptera, Halictidae. The transcript is spliced from 20 exons. Bases 548 to 6043 code for a protein of 1831 amino acids. Gene Ontology annotation, cellular component: cytoplasm; actin cytoskeleton; myosin complex.
UUUACGUGAAGGUACGACCUUUGCGAAAAUCCAUUUCCCGGUGGGCCAUCUACGGUCGAUGAUUUGGAGGGUCGAGCGGUACCGAAAAUCGUUCUGGUCGAAACGAACAACGGAUUGGAAGGUGUCGUAGAGAGAGGUGGUGUGUGUCGCGAUCUUUAUCGUCGAGUCGGUGGUUCCCUAGAUCCUCGGUGAUCCUCGCUCGGGUUGUACGUGUAGAGGGAGACAAGGUACACAAGAGGGAAGAGAAAGGAGGAACGAGAAGAAGGAACAGAAAAAAAGAAAUAAAAAUAAUAACAGAAACAUGCCGUGACCGCGCGUGUUCGGUUGACACCAGGAUGUACUGUAGAAUCGAGGGAGGCUCGCGGUGCUCGUAGCCGUGCACGAUUCGACGACAAAUGUCGUAGGUACUCGUUAUCUGUGCGCUCAGGUGUGCGGUGCGUGUGGUGUGCGUGAAGUACCGUGUGAGUGUGUGUGUGUAUCGCCUGUAGCUGCUGCUCACCUCUCCGCUCGUACCUGACCUGACCCAGGCCCACCUGGACCGACCACGAUGACUACGAGGGAGUUGUACGUUAAGGGUGGUAGGGUAUGGGUGCCGCACCUGGAAAAGGUUUGGGAAGGCGCAGUGCUCCUGGAGGAUUACAAGCUAAAUCAACCGACCUUGAAGGUCCACACGGAUGACUCGAAUCAGACGAAAACGCUCGAAAUAAAAUCGGACACUGAUCUUCCGCCAUUAAGGAAUCCCGAUAUACUGAUCGGGGAGAACAAUUUAACGUCCCUGUCGUUUCUCCACGAACCGGCAGUCCUCUACAAUCUUCAGAUACGUUUCUCGAGGCACUGUAUAUACACGUACUGCGGCAUCGUUUUGGUCGCCUUUAAUCCGUACAACGAGCUCCCAAUCUACGGAAAUGACACGAUCUGGGCGUACAGGGGCCAGGCGAUGGGCGAUUUGGAGCCCCAUAUAUUCGCCGUCGCUGAAGAGGCCUACACGAAAUUGGAAAGGGAGGGCCACGAUCAAUCGAUCAUCGUUUCCGGUGAAUCAGGCGCAGGUAAAACGGUCUCCGCAAAGUAUACGAUGCGUUAUUUCGCCACUGUUGGAGGUUCGACGACGGAAACGCAGGUCGAGAAGAAGGUUCUCGCCUCUCUGCCGAUCAUGGAGGCGAUCGGUAACGCGAAAACCACGAGGAACGACAAUUCAUCGCGAUUCGGCAAGUUCAUCGAGAUACAGUUCAACAGGCAUUACCACAUAACAGGGGCGAGUAUGAGGACCUAUCUGCUGGAGAAAUCGAGGGUCGUGUUUCAGGCGAAUGAGGAAAGGAAUUAUCACAUAUUUUACCAAAUGUGCGCAGCCACGUCGCGCCUCCCUCACUUGCAUUUAGGUCAUCAGAAUCAGUUUCACUAUCUGAAUCAAGGGUAUAAUCCGGUAAUCGACGGUGUCGACGAUUUAGCGUGCUUUGACGAGACGAUUACCGCUCUCACCAUGCUCGGAUUCACGUCCAAGCAACAGGACGACAUGCUCCGUAUUUUAGCGGCCAUCAUGCACUUAGGGAAUGUUAAUAUUAAGAGUUCCGAGACGCAGAACUCGAGCGACGAGAACGACACCGAGGCCAGCUAUAUUUCCCCAUCGGACAAGCAUCUAUUGACGAUUUGCGAACUGUUAGGCACAGAUAUGAACGCAAUGCGAAAGUGGCUGUGCCACCGAAAAAUCGUCUCGAUGAGAGAAGUAUUUCUGAAACCGAUGCACGUGGAGCAAGCGAUUGGCGCCAGGGACGCCCUAGCGAAGCACAUUUACGCGGAGCUAUUCAAUUGGAUCGUAACCGGUAUUAACAGAUCGUUGCAAUCACAGAACAAGCCCCAGUGCUUCAUCGGGGUGCUCGAUAUUUACGGGUUCGAGACGUUCGAGAUCAAUUCUUUCGAACAGUUCUGCAUAAAUUAUGCAAACGAGAAGCUGCAACAGCAGUUCAAUCAGCAUGUCUUCAAAUUGGAACAGGAGGAAUACCUCAGGGAGGAGAUUGAGUGGACUUUUAUAGAUUUCUACGACAAUCAGCCAUGCAUCGAUCUCAUCGAGACGAAGCUGGGAAUACUGGACCUGUUGGACGAGGAGUGCAGAAUGCCGAAAGGUUCAGAUAGCUCCUGGGCGGAGAAAUUGUACGCGAAGUGUGGUAAAUCGAAGCAUUUCGAGAAGCCUCGGUUCGGCACCUCAGCGUUCCUCAUCCAUCAUUUCGCUGAUCUGGUACGGUACGAGACGACAGGCUUUCUGGAGAAGAACAGGGACACCGUGAUCGAGGAGCAGGUCGACGCGCUACGGAACGGAGAUAAUAAAUUAUUGAAGAAACUUCUGAGCGAAGAAGAUCCAAAGCUCAUGGUGCCCCCAAACGUGAGGGUGAAAGUGUCUGCCCAGAAACCAAUGUCUGUCACACCCAAGCAGAACAAGAAAACGGUGGGAUCGCAGUUCCGUGAUUCUUUGAACAUGUUGAUGGCUACACUGAACGCGACCACCCCGCAUUACGUGCGUUGCAUUAAACCGAACGACACGAAGGAGGCUUUCGAGUACAAUCCGGUCCGCGCGGUGCAACAAUUACGGGCUUGCGGUGUCCUCGAAACAAUCAGAAUAUCCGCGGCUGGUUUCCCCAGCCAGAGAACGUACAAUGAUUUCUUCCUUCGGUACAGAAGUCUGUGUAGAUUCAAAGAUAUACGUCGUGACGAUUUGAAAGAGACUUGCAGGCGUAUAUUGGCAAGGUACAUCAAAGACGAGGACAAGUUCAAAUUCGGCAAGUCGAAGGUCCUUUUCCGGGCUGGCCAGGUGGCCUACCUAGAGAAGCUCCGAGCUGAACGGCAACGGGACGCUUGUGUCAUCAUCCAGAAGACAGUGCGCGGUCUGAUAUGUCGUAAUCGGUACAGGAAGAUUCGUCGAGCUGUGCUCGGCCUGCAAAGAUACGGCAGAGGUUACAUCGCCAGACAGAAGGCUCAGGCAGUGAGGGAAGAGAGAGCCGCGAUAAAGAUCCAAGCUCGCGUGAAGGGCUGGCUGAAGAGGCGCCGAUACCUGCAGAUAAAACGCACUGUCAUGGGUAUCCAGAUGUACGGCCGAGGCAAAAUGGCCCGUGAGAGAUACAAGGUGAUGAAGGACAACGCCGCCGCGAUCACGAUCCAGCGAUUCUGCAGGGGAUACCUGGUUCGGAUGGCCUGCAAGAAGAAAGUGGAGAAUAUCGUGAUUGUUCAGGCUUGCGUCAGGAGGUAUAUGGCUAAGAAAGUGUUCAGGCGGCUAAAGGCUGAAGCUAGAAGCGUGGAACACGUGAAGUCGUUGAACAAAGGUCUGGAGAAGAAGAUUAUCACCUUGCAACAGAAGAACACUGAACUCUCGAAAGAGAAUCAAACGUUGAAGAAUGUACAAAACGAAAUGGUGGACCUGAAGCACAAGCUCGAGGGACUGAAGUCCGUCGAGGUUGAAAACAGGAAAUUGAAUAUUACAUUACUGGAGAAGGAGAAAGAGUUGGAGAAGAUGCAGGAUGUGAUUAAAAUCGAGAGGGACGAGAAGAUGGAUAUCUUGCAGGAGAAGGAGAGGAGUACUCAGGAGAAAACACAGGAGAAUAAGAAACUCGAGGAAGAAAUAGAGAAGCUGAGGAAAGAUCUGUCGGUGGCUUCCGAGAAGCUGAAGAAUAAUCAACGCGGUGCUGAGGAGAACUUGAAGCAUCGAUUGGAGCAAGAAAAGGAUCUUCUCCUGCUGGAUCAGGAUCAAGAUCGUGGGGCCUAUCAGAGACUGUUGAAGGAGUACCACGAACUGGAGCAGCACGCGGAACUGCUGGAACAAAAGUUGGCGAUGCACGCUCCGGCUCAUUCGCGUUCCCUUAGCAAUGCUUCUAGCAGCAGCGGGCAAAUCGUGUCCACGGAGCUUGCACAGGACGAUCAAAAUCUUGAUCUUGGUUACGGAUCGGUACGAUCGACAGCGUCAUCCUCGGCUCCUUACUCACGGGUGGAAACGAUCGAUUGGAGUCAACAUCGAUCGGACAGCCCGCCUGACGGAGAGGUGCAGACCCAUAAAUCACCUCCAGAGACGAAUGGACCGGCACACGCGCCGGUUGAUAUCGGUCUAGUUUUGAAACUUCAGCAGAGACUGAAGGACGUCGAGAAAGAGAAGGGAAGAUUGAUCAGAAUGGUAGAGGACUUGGAGAGGGAUAAUCCGGAGGAAACUUCAAGGACACAGGACACGUUCAGGCUCCAAGAACUGGAAAUGGAGAACGCGCAGCUGAAGAAAGAUCUAGGUUCGCUGAGGAAAAACGUAUCCUCGGCGGGCCUGACGGGUGCACAGCAGAGUCUCAUGGGACAAUUCGACGCGCUUCAGGAGGAACUCGAGAGAAGGCGAGAAGAGUGUAUUCAGCUGCACAGCGUGCUGGCCGACAACACAAGGCGAAUGAAGAGCCUGGGCUCGAAUUACGGUCGGGACGUGGACAUCAUAAACGAGGACGGGGAGCUGGUGCUCGCGUUCGAGACGCAGAAAAAGAUCAACAGGCAAUUAGAGGAUGAGCUUCAAACGAAGGAAAAAGGAUGGCGGGAACAGAGGAACGAAUGGCGGGCGGAAAUCGAUCGGCUGCAGGAGGAAAUCGAAAAGCAGCAGAAGUUGCUUUCGGUGAACGUGAGCAAGUCACCACAGACGCAAACCGAGGCUUUCAUGCAGCAUGAGAUCGCCAGGGUGACAACUGAGAAUUUGGAGCUGCAGGAGAAGCACGACAAGGUAGCAGAAGAAUGCAGGAGAUUCAAGAAACAAUGUAGAAUACUGGCGAAACGUCUCCGAGACGCAGGCUUGCCGGAUACCACAGAGCCCGCGAGUGAUUCCACGAUAAUGUCUUCCACUAGCCAUUCAGGCGAGAAUGGGAGCAACAUGCCAGCGAUUAGGAAAAAGGAGAGGGACUACGAAGGCAUGUUCGAGUUCAGGAAAGAGGAUAUCAAUGUGGUAAUGCGUCAUCUGGUUAUCGACCUAAAUCCCAGGAUCGCGGUGACGUUACUUCCCGGUCUACCUGCGUACAUCCUCUUCAUGUGCAUCAGACACACCGAUUGCAUAAACGACGACGAGAAAGUUCGUUUGCUUCUGACAGCCUAUCUGAAUGCUGUGAAACGCGUGGUGAAGAAACGCGAGGAUUUCGACUCCGGCGUGCUCUGGCUGAGCAACACAUUGAGGUUACUGCACAGUAUGAAGCAGUACUCCGGCGACAAACCGUUCCAAAUCGAGAACUCGCCCAGACAGAACGAACAGUGUCUCAGGAAUUUCGAUCUGAGCGAGUACAGGGUUGUUCUGAGCAACGUGGCGCUUUGGAUCUUCAAUAAUAUCGUGACGAACCUAAAAGAACGGAUUCAGGCGUUGACUGUGCCUGCUCUUCUCGAGCACGAGGCAAUCUCGGGGUUGAACUCGAAGUCUGGCCGACCACGAUCCUCCUCGAUGGGCGAAGAACCAGAGUCCACGCAACAGAAGCUCGACAAACUUCUGGAUGAGCUGACGUCGGUGUACAAAACACUUCAGUAUCAUGGCGUCGACACCGAGAUUGUCACUCAGCUCUUCAAACAGUUGUUCUAUUUCAUGUGCGCAAGCGCCCUUAACAAUUUGCUGCUGAGAAACGAACUGUGCCAAUGGACGAAGGGCAUGCAGAUACGGUACAAUCUCAGUCAUCUGGAACAAUGGGGAAGGGAUCGACGAUUGGAACCAGCAUCCGAGGCGCUACAACCGAUCAUACAAGCGGCCCACCUCUUGCAGGCCCGUAAAACCGACGAGGAUGUCGAUUCCGUCUGCGAGAUGUGCAACAAACUAACCGCGAAUCAGAUAGUGAAAAUACUGAACUUGUACACGCCCGCCGACGACUUCGAAACCCGUGUCCCGGUCUCGUUUAUCAAGAAGGUGCAGGCCAAGCUGAGCGAGCGCGGCGAGAACAACGAACAGUUGUUGAUGGAUCUAAUGUACUCGUACCCAAUAAGGGUCCCGUUCAAUCCAUCGGACAUUCGUUUGGAGGACAUCGAAAUACCGGAAGUACUUCAUUUACCUAUGCUCAAGAAGGUGUAAUUAUAGUUACAAUGAAACUUAGUGGCCCCUCUGCGCAUGUAACUUUUAGUUUGAGUAACAAAUAAUCAAAUUCGCGUAGCCUAUUUAUUAAAAUGCAGCAAAAAAAGAAAAAAAUAAGAAGAAAAGAACCACAGAACAGAAAGAGCAAGAAUUAGAGAACGCAUCGAGCGGGUCAUCGAUAUCACGUUUUAUAUGUUUUUUUUUACUCGAAUAAUUCGUAUUUUACGAAGCAUAAUUCCUGCCCGCGUGACACACGUCGAUUCGAAGAAUACGUUCCAAUGGGCUCUGCUGGGGC